AACGUUUCCUGACAGGAACCGUUGCUAGGUGGCGCUGUGGUGUCGGCGUGAAUUGAAUGGGGAGGCGUGGCUGUAGCGUAGGCAACGCAAGGCCCCUCCCCUCGUCCGGGCGGGGUCAGUAAAACCUUGGCAAACCCCUCACUGAGACGUUCAUUCUCUUCCUUUCCUCCCCCAGAGGGCAGCGCGCUCCGUCCUUGUUUGCUCCGCCAUUUUGAAGGCGUCGCAGGGAGAAGGAGCAGUCUACUCCGCCACUGUUACUCAUCGUGCACCGUCAACGUACGAGGACUCCAUCCCCACAGCAAACAUGAGCUCCCCGGUAAACGUGAAGAAGCUGAAGGUGUCGGAGCUGAAGGAGGAGCUGAAGAAGAGGCGCCUGAGCGAUAAGGGGCUGAAGGCCGAUCUCAUGGAGAGGCUGCAGGCCGCCCUGGACGAGGAGAGCGCCUCCGGCGGCGCAGUGGCGGUGUCCGGGGAAAGCGAGGAGACCGGGGAAGGCGCAGAGCUGGAACACGGCGGAGCAGAGGAGGAAGAAGAGGACGAGGAAGGCAUGGAGGUAGGCGGGGAGAACGGAGGCGAGGCGGGCCAGGAUGAUGGCGCCGAAGAGGAAGAGGAGGAAGCGGCGGUAGCAGAGGGCGAACAGCUAGAUGAGAACGGGGACGACCAAGGCUUUCAGGAGGGCGAGGAGGAUGAUGAAGAGGACGAUGAGGGCAUCCCGGUAGGCCUGGAGGAAGAUGAUGAGAAUCAGGCGGAGCAGGCCAAGACCGGGGAGGAAGGCGUGUCCAGCGGCCCCCAGCCCCUAAUGGACAUCAAGUGCGAAGAUGCGGGAGCAGCCGGCCGGAGCGAAGGAAAAGAUCAAAAGGAUAAGAAACGGGGUGUCAAAAGACCACGGGAGGACCAUGGUCGCAGCUACUUUGAGUAUAUUGAAGAAAAUAAAUACAGCAGGUCCAAAUCCCCACAACCACCAGUGGAAGAGGAAGAUGAAAAACAUGAUGAAAACAAUGUUCUUCUUGACACUUAUAACUGUGAUCUUCACUUCAAGAUCUCACGGGAUCGUUUAAGUGCCACUUCUCUCACUAUGGAGAGUUUUGCUUUCCUGUGGGCUGGUGGCAGAGCCUCGUAUGGUGUCUCGAAAGGCAAAGUUUGCUUUGAAAUGAAGGUGACAGAAAAGGUACCUGUGAAACACUUGUACUCUAAAGACAUUGAUGUACAUGAAGUACGUGUUGGUUGGUCUUUAAGCUCCUGUGGGUUCAUGCUAGGGGAAGAUGAAAAUUCUUAUGGAUAUUCAUUGAAAGGAUCCAAGUCUUGUAAUGCGGUGGCUGAGGAAUAUGGCGAGAAGUAUGAUGAGAAUGAUGUAAUCACCUGCAUGGCAAAUUUUGAAGGUGAUGAAGUUGAGCUUUCUUUUGCAAAAAAUGGCCAGGACCUUGGAGUGGCUUUUAAAGUUGGCAAAGAUGUGCUAUCUGAGAAACCCCUUUUCCCACAUGUCCUUUGUCACAAUUGUGCGGUUGAAUUUAACUUUGGCCAGCAGGCUGAACCAUUCUUUCCAAUUCCUGAAGGAUUUACAUUUAUUCAGAAUGUCUCACUUGAAGAUCGUGAGAGAGGUCCUGUGGGCCCUGAACAAAAGAAGGAUUGUGAGGUUAUCAUGAUGAUUGGUUUGCCAGGAGCUGGCAAAACCACUUGGGUCAAUAAACAAGUUGAAGAGAAUCCUGGGAAAUACAAUGUCCUUGGAACAAACAAUAUUAUGGAAAGAAUGAUGGUUGGUAAUAAAAAGAUGACUGACACAGGAAAACUUAAUGCUCUGCUGCAUAGGGCCCCACAAUGCCUUAGCAAAUUCAUUGAAAUUGCUGCUCGGAAAAAGAGACAUUUUAUUCUAGAUCAAACAAAUGUAUCUGCUGCUGCCCAGAGAAGAAAAAUGUGCCUAUUUGCUGGAUUUCAGCGUAAGGCUGUUGUUGUGUUUCCAAGUGAUGAGGUUUAUAAAGAGAGAACUCAGAAGAAGGCAGAGGUUGAAGGAAAGGACCUUCCUGAACAUGCUGUGCUUAAAAUGAAAGGAAACUUUACACUACCAGAAGCCAGUGAAUGCUUUGAUGAAAUUCUGUAUGUGGAACUACAAAAAGAAGAAUCUGAGAAACUUAUAGAGCAGUAUAAAGAAGAAAGCAAAAAAUCUCUUCCUCCAGAAAAGAAACAGAAUGUUGGAGCUAAAAAAGUCAACAAGAACAAAAACAAGUCCAGAGGUGGAAUGGGCCAUGGUGGCCAUAGAGGUCGUGGAGGUGGAGGCUACAAUAUGCGUGGUGGAAACUUCCGUGGUGGAGCUCCAGUUAAUCGUGGAGGAUUUAACAGAAGGGGUAACAUGCCACAGCGUGGAGGUGCAGCUGGAGGAGCUGUUGGUUAUCCAUAUCCUCGUGCGCCAGCCUAUCAUAACAGGGGUGGUUACAAUAAUCGUGGGAACUAUGGUCGUGGUGGUGGAGGUGGUGCUUCAAUGCCCAGCCGUGGAAACUACAACCAGAACUUUAGAGGAAGGGGAAACAAUCGUGGCUUCAAAAACCAUUCUCAGGGUUACAACCAGUGGCAGCAGCAGGGCCAAUACUGGGGUCAAAAGCCAUGGAGCCAGCAGUACCACCAAGGAUAUUAUUGAAUACCCAAAUAAAAAUGAACUGAUACAUAUUUCUCUUCAAACCUUCACAAGAAGUCGACUGUUUUUCUUUAGGCUAACUUAAAAACAAAACAAAAAAAACAUUCCACAAGAGGAAGUGCCUGCGGGUUCUUAAUUGGUUUUGUUUAAUUAUUUUAGUUGCUCUCUGGGUUGAGUUUUGUUUUUUGUAAAUUUUUAUUGCAGUUUUAAGUGAUUUCAUAAGAACCUCAGCAUUGUGCACGAUAAGAGAAUGUGUCAGUAUUUCAGGGUUCUACAUUUUAUCUGUAAAUUUAUUUUUCUUUUUUACCGUAUAAAAGUUAUGCUUUGUAACUGGUGUUUUUUAUUAAGUAAAAUGUCUCCAUCCAGCUCUAGGAUAGGAAGACCAGAUUUGCUGUCAAACUUUUGAUGGUGUAAAGGUUUUAGGCCUGCCUAGUGGUCCUUUAGAGACUUUAAAAUGGACCUUGCAAUGAAUAUACAUUGUGUUAAGAUCUAGGAGUGAGCAUCCUGGCCUGUGAGGGCAUGAAGGCUUUUUGCCACUUUAGGAGAGAACUAAAAAAUAAAUAAAUGACUGUGAGCAAGUUAGUGAGGCUGGGUGUAUGUCUUUAGCUCUUAAAUUUUCUGCUCUACCUGUGGAAACCGCAGAGACUUUAACUUGUGAAGGUUUAAAACUGUGUUUGCCAUUUGUUAAAUUUUGGUUCUGCAAAGAAAAGGCUAAACUGCCUGUUUCUUAUUAAACUAAACUUGUUGUAAAUCUAGUUGUCUGGGAUCUGUAUGAAGUUAGCCGUGUUUGUAUCUCCACUUCCCCUACCCUUCUUAAUUUGCCUAGUAUGCUUGUAGUUGCACCAUCAUUGUAAACUAAUGAUAUUGUGAGUUACAUUACUCUAGCAUUUUUUGGAAAAUGUCAGUUCUUUACACUUUGCCUGCUAACCUCUAGCGAGGAUGAGCCGGAAUACAUUCAUAGAACAUUUGCAAUAAAUAAAAGUGAAUUAUACUCUUGUCUUUGGGAUUGUCACCAACUUUUAAGAGACUUAAUCCCUGCCCCAUACAACUGCCAUGUCUGUGAUAUGCUUAGACUUGACUGCAGUUAAAGAUCAAAGGAAUGUGCUGAUGUCCACACUCUUUCCACUAUAAACUAGUGGAUUGGGAUGCCGUCCAUUUUCCCACAGUUUGGCCUUGGUCCGUAUGCACAUCUCAAAGGCCUUGGCAUGGCAGUCGCCUCAGAUAUACACCAGCUGCUUUAUUUUGCUACACAAGACCUGUGCAAAGCAGUUCAGCAGUGUCCCAACCCUGCGAUGAGAAGCAUGGUAUAAAGUAAACCGUUACAUGGAGGGAUUUUCACCCAUUUCCCAGCUGAAUGGCACAAAAAUACUAUGGAGCAACAAACGUUCUGUGGCUUAUUGCCUGUAAGGUAAAGUUUGUCAAGCCUGCCUCCCGUCUUUUUUAACUUUGGAUGGGAGCUUCUCCAAUGAACUGACUUUGUAAAUACAGUACACGCUUGAUUACUAUAUUAACUAACAUUUCUGGUAAGUUGUAUACCUCCGUUAAUCCCUUUUACACAAAGGGAUUUUCCCCUCUCCUAGUCUGAAAUAAAAUACUCUAUAAUUUC
Messenger RNA from Hyla sarda, 4229 nucleotides. RefSeq names its product heterogeneous nuclear ribonucleoprotein U (gene HNRNPU). Gene Ontology annotation, molecular function: promoter-specific chromatin binding; poly(C) RNA binding; transcription corepressor activity. The transcript has 14 exons. Gene Ontology annotation, cellular component: catalytic step 2 spliceosome; kinetochore; inactive sex chromosome. Bases 305 to 2626 code for a protein of 773 amino acids. The record is from RefSeq and is a predicted model, not a curated record. Lineage: Eukaryota; Metazoa; Chordata; Amphibia; Anura; Hylidae. Gene Ontology annotation, biological process: positive regulation of transcription by RNA polymerase II; regulation of mitotic spindle assembly; RNA localization to chromatin.